Epinephelus lanceolatus (giant grouper) is the source of this 2998-nucleotide messenger RNA. RefSeq names its product forkhead box H1 (gene foxh1). Gene Ontology annotation, cellular component: activin responsive factor complex. Gene Ontology annotation, molecular function: DNA-binding transcription activator activity, RNA polymerase II-specific; transcription cis-regulatory region binding. NCBI's taxonomy places the organism in Eukaryota, Metazoa, Chordata, Actinopteri, Perciformes, Serranidae. Gene Ontology annotation, biological process: transforming growth factor beta receptor signaling pathway; positive regulation of transcription by RNA polymerase II. The record is from RefSeq and is a predicted model, not a curated record.
AAAGAAGAAAAUCACUAAUUGCAGCAGGUGAAGGAGGUUUGUUGCUCAUCAUGGUGGGGAGGCCAUCUGAACUGGAAAACAGGGUCAAACAUUUUGAGUUUCACUGCAAAAAUUACACAAGCUGCAGAUCUUUAUGAGUCAGCCUGGAGCCAGCAGUCUGCCAGAAGUUAAGGACCGAUUCUUUGACCUCCCUCCCCCUCUCCGUGCUCCUGUCCGAACGUGCAGGCCGAUCUUCCCCCCGGCCUGAUCAGCAUGACAAAGCACUGGCCGGAGCAGAUCCUCUUGGCACCACUCGCUCUGUCCCACCUUGGAGAACACCACGGCCAUCAACUUGACUUCCACAGAAAUGCGCAGCAGAGUUUUCCUCCCGGCGGUGUAGCGCGCAGCUCUCCAGCCCAACAUUGGCCUCGCCACCUGGAUCAGAUGGUUCCCCAGCACUUGUCGCGCUUGGAGAAACCAGCAGUGCGCUCCGAACACCUCAACGGUGCCACGGCGUUCAUGGAUAAAGUUGCACCACCGGGCUCAGCGUACCCGACUCCUCAAGAUGCUCACUGCAAACAGGAAAGUAUUACCCGGGACUCGUGGAGCAGUGAACGGGAGAAGAAUGGCACCAGCGGUGGGAAGAAGAAGAACUAUCAGCGGUAUCCAAAACCACCGUACUCAUACCUCGCAAUGAUUGCUAUGGUCAUCCAAAGAUCCCCAGAGAAGAAACUGACGUUGUCUGAGAUCCUCAAGGAGAUCAGCACUCUCUUCCCAUUCUUCAAAGGAAACUACAAGGGCUGGCGAGACUCUGUGCGACACAACCUCUCCUCUUAUGACUGCUUUGUGAAGGUGCUGAAGGACCCCGGGAAGCCUCAGGGCAAAGGCAACUUCUGGGCGGUGGAGCUGAGUCGUGUCCCUCUGGAGCUCCUCAAGAGGCAAAACACGGCCGUGUCACGGCAGGAUGAGACGAUCUUUGCCCAGGAUCUGGCUCCGUACAUCCUGCAGGGACACAAGCCAGAAUCUGAGCCACCACCUGCCCCAGUCAACCCCCUCCCUGCCAUGCGCUCAAGUAACCCCUCCCCACCACAGGAGGACUUGUUCCGGCCUAAGCUGGACUCAUCCUUCGCUAUCGACUCUCUGCUACACAGCUUGAGGCCACCUAGUGCCUCUGGGGAUGUGGAUGCGUCUACCAGGGACUGCUGGGGCAAGGUGGAGCGCCCUCGGCCUUCACCUCCUCCACGACCACGCUACGCCUCCUCUGCCCGUAGUGCCUCAGCCAGCUCUGCCAGCCCGGCCUCCACCUCCUCCUCCUCUGAUGAGGAAUGGAAAGGGAUGUCACUGUCUGGGAAGCGUGUUCCUCUUGAUGGUGAAGCAGGGUCAGACGGUUUUGAGGACUACAGACCGCCACUGCACAAGUCAGCCCGACGAGAGACAGUCGCACCUCCAUGGGAGCUUCCUACCUCCUAUGCCAAAUACGCUCCCCCCAAUGCGGUCGCUCCACCCAGCAUGCGGUUCAACGGAGGUCCCCUGAUGCCGCUGCAUGGCGGACUCCCUCUUUACGGCUAUGGCAGCUCUCCUGUGGCACCUGGUCACUUUUUAGGUCAUGCCUAUUGGCCUAUCCUCCCGAGCGGACGAGUUUCUGUCCAAGCCCCUCCCCUCAUCAUGGACCUGGACAACAUGUUGCAAUCCGUGCCUCCAAACAAGAGUGUGUUUGAUGUGUUGGUACCAACCAAUCAGAACUCUCACCAACAUCAUCAACCACCUGGUCAGUACACACUGCAGAAUGGGCCUCCCCUAAACAGGUAUCCUCAAUACUGACUCUGAAACACUGUCUUCCUCAUACUGACACUCAAAAAUGCACAGAUGCUAACAAAGGCGUCACUUCUCUACUGCAACAUCUCCAAAAUCAAGUCUCAAUCAUCACCUCUGGCUCAAGAUGUGCUGACUGUUUCUAAAGUGCUGAACCACGGACGAUGCAAUUGACAGAUUUUUACCAACAUGAAAACUUUUUUUUUACCUUUUUUAAGUCUGAGAUUUUCAAAAGCAAACUCCCUCAUGUUUCUCAUCGACGUGAGGACAAAUGUACCACAAACAGCUAUACAACAAAACAAAUAUCUACCUCAAGCUUUCAAUGAAAAGUUCUGUGUUAUCACUGCAGGCUCUUUGAGUCUUAUUUGCACUGUUUUUAUUGGCACAAAUUUGCUUUUCUACACAAACUGCCUUUGCAUGUUGUCUACGAAAUGUGACUGCUGAAUGUAUUGUUGGAUUCAAUCUUGAAUUCAACAUUUGUGAAACCUAAUGGCAACAAGCUGGACUGUUGGCGGCAUAUACAGUAAAUGUGAGCUGUGAAGUAUCCCACCAGCAUUUUAAACUUCAGUGAGAACAUGUUUUCUCCUUUGUCAGGGUGUGUCUGUGUGCACAUCAAUGUGUACACACACUUGUGUCAUUUGUGAGUUUAGGUCUGUUUGUUCAGAUGGUGAAAUGUACAGGACCAGCUGUUUACUGUAUGUUCUUCCUGUCUUGAAUUUCACUACGUCUGGACUGUCUUCCUUGCUCCUAUGCAGCUACAAUAUCAUAUUAACCUGAUAAACUAUGAAACCGCAAGGUGGCCCUAUAACUGUCUUUGUCAUUUUAAUGUUUGUUUUUACAUUACAAAAAUCUUAAGCUAAGAAGAUGGGCCACAUUUUAGAUUUAGCUGCAUGUUCUCAGGACACUAGAGACAAUCAGCCACUUUACUACCUCCCGCAUCUACCUCAGGUUUUUAAUGGGCUGGGACACGUUUCCUGUGGACUUUGCACUGCCGGCUGUUUGCACUAUUUUGAUGUCAUUAUGAUCAUCCUCCUGUGGAAAUUGCUUAUAAAUGUCUGCCAACCUCGACAGGUGAAUGUUUUUGUUUUUAUGCCAUUUUCCUGUGGUCUUGUUAAAGCUUUGUACAGUGCUGAGCUGAAGUAUCAAAGUAUCAAAAGAAGGUUAUGGAGCUGAACAGGGUAUGUUAAUAAAAUGCUGUUUAUUUUAA